Messenger RNA from Arachis stenosperma, 1562 nucleotides. Its product is annotated as septum-promoting GTP-binding protein 1-like. Bases 188 to 1003 code for a protein of 271 amino acids. The record is from RefSeq and is a predicted model, not a curated record. Gene Ontology annotation, molecular function: GTP binding; GTPase activity. The transcript is spliced from 6 exons. NCBI's taxonomy places the organism in Eukaryota, Viridiplantae, Streptophyta, Magnoliopsida, Fabales, Fabaceae.
CUUCUUGCACUUGAGUUUGAGGCCAUCAUCAACAACAGAAAAUAAAUUUAAAAAAAUAUAAUAAUAAACAAAAACACAUUCAAACACUUCCAACUUUUUCUUAAUUUCUCUGAAAAAUCCAAAAAUUACAGAACAGAGAAACUAAAAAGGAAAAAGAUCAGAGAAGUGUUUUUCGUUUUUUGUUAGCAUGCCACAGUUACGCCGGAAAAUUGAGCAAUCUACGACGCUGCGGCGGCGGAUCGAGAAGCGCGUUGUGGUUCUACGGAGGUGCUUCCUCCGUGUGCUCCACCACUUCAUCACGUGCUCCGGCGGAAAGAACACGAAGCCAGCCAAUGCCGCCACGUACCACGUACUUCCGGCCGAUGCGGCGGCAUUGCCAUCUCCUCGGCUGUUGGAUGAAGCGGCUUCGCCACCAAAGUUUCAUGCUCAUGAGUUGGAUCCCGAUUUGGUUUCUUUGAAGAUCACUUUGUUAGGUGAUUCUCAAAUUGGAAAAACCAGCUUCUUGGUGAAAUAUGUUGGGGAUGAGAAUGGGCAACAGGGUAAAGGGUUGAAUCCGAUGGACAAAACUUUGGAUGUUAGAGGGGCACGUAUUUCGUAUUCAAUCUGGGAAGUUCAAGGUGAUUCAAAAUCAAUAGAGCAAAUUCCAGUGGCAUGUACGGACUCUGUGGCAAUCUUAAUCAUGUUUGAUCUAACAAGCAGAUUCACAUUAAACAGUGUUCUAGGAUGGUACACAGAAGCCAGGAAAUGGAACCAGACUGCAAUUCCAGUGUUGAUAGGAACCAAAUUUGAUGAUUUCAUUCAGCUCCCUAUUGAUAUGCAAUGGACCAUUGCUAGUGAGGCAAGAGCAUAUGCUAAGGCCCUCAAUGCCCCCUUGUUCUUUUCAAGUGCAACCUACAACAUCAAUGUGAACAAGAUCUUCAAGUUCAUCACUGCCAAACUCUUUGACCUACCAUGGACAGUGGAGAGAAAUCUAAAUGUUGGGGAGCCUAUCAUUGAUUUCUAAGAACUGUAAAUAAUAACAGCAUGCAUAGAAUGUUGAAGCUUGAAAAACCAGUAACUAAAACAAAAAAAGUUCAGGAGCAACCGGCCAACCAGAGAUGCCUGUCGUUCGCAUCUCGGGGCAAACGAGUUGUUAGGUUUAGUCAAAGCAAAAGCAUGUAGCUUUUCAAAACAAAGGAGACUCCUCAUUCCUCAAUCAUCAUCAGCAAUGAGGUUUGGUUUCACAAUGGAAGGAAUAAAAGGGAAAGUGAGUAAGAAAGAAGAAAUGGAAACAGGAGAAGAGGACUAAUAAGGUUUCAACUUGAAGGAAUUGUCCUAUCAGAUAUCAAAGGAAGAAAGAAAAUGUGAUACCAAUUUUGUAUUUAGGCUUAAGAAGGAGAUAAGGACAUGUUUAACAGUAGUAGAAAGUUAGCCAUGUUCCAAACUCCCUUUGUUUCCUAUUAUAUUUCUCACCCUGUUUUGAUGUUCUGGUAGUUACAAAAACUCCUCAAUAAAUAGUUUCCUAGUUUCCCUUGUUUAUGUGGAUCGUCAUGUAUUAUAAGAGCAACUUCAAUGCGUAUGAU